AUGGCUAUGGUCGUGGACGUCGUCAACAGCAAGGCAGGCAUCCCGGGUUCUGGAGACGUGCCAGUGGCCAUGACUUUCACAUCGGACCUAGCCAAGUUCGUCGCCACAGCCCUAACCCUACCAAAGUGGGAGCAGGAGACUUAUCUUACUGGCGACAAGUUGACGUGGAACCAGCUUGUCGAGCUCAUUGAAGCUGUCAAGGGUGUCAAAUCACCUUACCCUUACAUCUCAGACGAGCAGCUACAGCCGAUGAUUGCCAUCUUAGGUCUCAUGUUCGAACGUGGUGUAUUUGACUUGAGGGUUGAGACCUCCAUCAUGCAAGACUUUCCUGAUCUCAAAUUGAGGUCGAUGAAGGAGCUGCUGGAAGAGGCUUACAAGCUUAAAGUUUGA
Messenger RNA from Colletotrichum abscissum, 390 nucleotides. RefSeq lists its product as uncharacterized. Lineage: Eukaryota; Fungi; Ascomycota; Sordariomycetes; Glomerellales; Glomerellaceae. The record is from RefSeq and is a predicted model, not a curated record. The coding region runs from base 1 to 390 and encodes 129 amino acids. The transcript is spliced from 2 exons.